Rhizopus microsporus ATCC 52813 is the source of this 1591-nucleotide messenger RNA. Its product is annotated as mitochondrial carrier. Lineage: Eukaryota; Fungi; Mucoromycota; Mucoromycetes; Mucorales; Rhizopodaceae. The record is from RefSeq and is a predicted model, not a curated record. The coding region runs from base 99 to 1484 and encodes 461 amino acids. The transcript has 3 exons.
AGCAUAGUUCUUUACGCCAUCACGUUACUAAAUCAUUUUUGCUGUUAAAAAAUAAGCUCAGUUUUUUUUUAUUAUUAUUUUUUGUGUUUUUUCUUUCAAUGUCUACUGUAAAAGUAAAUCCUCAUAGACCUUAUUAUACACCUGGAAUACACCAUUAUAAUUAUACUUCAUUACCUUCAACUGACCAAAGUGCACCUUAUUUACUGGAAGACACAAGACGACAUGACGACUUGAAAAACUUUACGACACGAUGCACAAGUUUUGCAUUCUUCAAGUACUUUGUUACUAUGCUAACAAGUCCUUUUGAAGUGGGGACAACCCUGCUUCAGGUUCAAUACUCUCCACAUGAAGAUGUCGAAGUUCUAGGUCCAGCUAUACUAGAGCAAACACAACCCCUGCAAACGUCGCAGUUCUCUGACGAAGAAGAGGACGAUGAGGAAGAUACAUUUUAUAGAAAGCCUGAAAGAAUAUCUAUUGACGCCAAUCGAUUAAAUAAGCUUGAAUUCUUAUCGGUCAGUGUAUAUGACGAUCAAAAUAGGCCAGUUCAUCAGAUGGCACCUAUGCAAGAUGGGCUAUUGGAGAUAUUACGAUUGAUCGUGAAGCAAUCGACUGAAGGAUGGAAAUCAUUAUUUAAAGGCCAAAGGGUGACUUGGGUAUACGAAAUGCUUCGCACAACGCUUCGUCCUGCGCUUGAAGGCUCCUUAAAUGACCUCUUUGGCUUAUACGAUGACACAAUACCUUUGAUGCAUCUUGAUAACAUUACACCAAACAUGACAACACUUGUUGCCUCUCAUCUAGUCGUUGGCAUCCUACUAAGCCCUCUCGAGAUUAUCAGGACAAGAUUGAUCGUUCAAUCUGCCUCGCCUCUAUGCAGCAAGUACAAGGGACCCUUCCAUGCACUACGCACCAUGUAUGCAGAGGAAGGCGGACUCCGCGGCAUUUAUCUUUCCAAAAACUUGGUACCCACCUUACUCUACCAUGGCAUCACCCCACUUUUAUCCUGUAGUAUACCAUUAAUCAUUGCACGCACUCUAGGCAUAUCUCCUGCAGACUCUCCUGUACUUUACGGAGCUGCUGAAUUUACCCUAUCUACCUUGGGAUUACUGCUCAUGCUUCCCUUAGAAACUAUCAGAAAGAGGCUUCAUUGUCAGGUACCUAUGACGGGUGAACCGUUCAAAUCGACUGUCGCUUUACGUCCAGUGCCUUAUCGAGGUGUUUUAGAUGCUAUGUACAAAAUCAUGAAGGAAGAGGGCACACGCAAUAAGUUUAGUCAGCAAAGAAAGCUUCGCAAGAAGAACCACUUUUCCGAAUCAGAUUCAACAACAACCAGUGACACUGACGAAGACGUGUUCCGUCAUCCCAAGCAUAGACAAAUCACAAGUGCUUGGGGUAUCUAUGGCCUAUACAGAGGGUUCACUAUGCAAUUGGCUGCAAAUGUCAUGGUCUUUAUGUUUCAUGCCAUGAAUGGGCUUGAAGGUGUGUAAAAGAAUGGUUCAUUAUGUUGCAAAUUAUUAUAAAGAGAUUUAGCGAUUUUGAUUGGCUCUGUACUUUUAUUGCAUAAACAAAUAAACUUAGCUUCUUUUUUUUUCCU